AUGAUGAUCGUCAAGGAUAGUACAGAGAGAGCAGUUUGGACAGAUUUUGAUCGAGCCCAGACAUACAACAAAGAUCAAAUCACUGCGGAAGAAGAUCUUAUCAAGGAGGAAGCGAUUGUCAUGGAAUUCAAUGCCAUAGUGAGUGCGCCGACGAUGACAUAUGGUGAAGCUUUCACUAAUCGCUGUUGA
This is a messenger RNA of Penicillium robsamsonii, 189 nucleotides long. RefSeq lists its product as uncharacterized. The transcript has a single exon. The record is from RefSeq and is a predicted model, not a curated record. Bases 1 to 189 code for a protein of 62 amino acids. Lineage: Eukaryota; Fungi; Ascomycota; Eurotiomycetes; Eurotiales; Aspergillaceae.